This is a messenger RNA of Branchiostoma floridae (Florida lancelet), 2349 nucleotides long. RefSeq lists its product as uncharacterized. The record is from RefSeq and is a predicted model, not a curated record. Bases 1 to 2349 code for a protein of 782 amino acids. NCBI's taxonomy places the organism in Eukaryota, Metazoa, Chordata, Leptocardii, Amphioxiformes, Branchiostomatidae. The transcript has 9 exons.
AUGGAAGGUGAAAAAGAUAUGUCCACCGGGCCUGAAUUCUCCCCUGUGGAAUCUGACAAGACUUCAGAACCAGCAUCUCAGAGCGAAGAUCAAGAUUCAGUUGGUGUGACACAACAAGGACACAUGGUUCAUCAGGAUGUAGCUGACUUGCUAGAUGACCAGGAGACAAAUGAACCACUGCCUGAUGAGCCUACAGAAAAGGCAGAAGUUGUUGUUCGAAGGAAAGAAUUGAAAGCAGAAAUCUUUUACUUUGAGUCAAAGAAGUACCCAGAGCUGGAAAUUCAGAAGAAGGAACUGCACUUGUCCAAGAUCUCAGAGUGUAAGGCAUUCGUGGCACGAAUUGAAACGACCCUUGACAGCAUUAGGAGAUCAGCAACAGAGUCUGAAAGUAACCAUGUAAGCUCCACCAACACAGCCAGCUGCAAAGAUGACACCAUUCCAGAAGCCACGCACAAACGUGGGGUCCCUGAUGGUCAGCUUAAUACUUCCAUGCCAGAAAAGCAGAUCAAUACAGAUGGUCAACUGCAAGAUGAAAUCAAGACUGGGAAUGACACUGAAGAUUCUUCUGCCACAUCAAGGAUUGAAACAAGAAGUGCAUCAUUCCUAACUCCUUCUACAUCAAUGGCAAGUCUUGAGAAUAAAGAUCAGAACAAGCAGCCGACAGUUGACCAGAACACAGUACAUGAAAAUCCUGACGCCAAGGAGGGUCUCAAGUCUGACGCAGAGGACCAAGAAUCUGAGGAGUCAUCACAUUUGGAGGAUGAAGCUACUAGAGGAGUUGCAGGCAGAGAUGACACAAGCACAGUACCACUCAAUGGAGCAAAAGUGCCAGCUGAUGGCAAAGGAAGAGAUGGCUACACCAGUGACAGAUUGGGCAUUGAAACAGAGCAGGGUGCCACCGUACAAAAUGUAGACAGAAAUGAAUUUGAUGGUCUGUCUGCGGCUAACAGUAGCCAUCCCCUGCCACGUUCAAAUGGACUUGACCAAUAUAUAGAAGACAUAGAUGAAGCUUUCAGCGGCAAAAGGCACACAACACCAGCGCAAAGGGAACAGCUACAGUUCCAUGCAGGUUUGCCAUCACAGCAAACAACUGUGCCUCCUGAAGCUGAUGAUAAUGCCGACAGAAACCACUGUGGAGACACAGACCCGUUGAUCCGGAGGAAAGGCUCUUCCAAAAGCACUUUAAAGAAAAGCUACGAGGAGCUCCACUCUGGCCAGCCACCAGGUUGCACAGAGAAGAGGGACAAGAAGGCUGCUGGUACCCAACAAAUGGAAGAAAGCAAGGUGGAUGAGCAAACAGAAGUUGGCGAACAACCCCAGGACAUUUGUAAGUCAGCGGAGCUUGGUGCAACUGCCAGUCAAGCAGACACAUCUACAGAGGAAGACCAGGAGCCUGAAGGGGCUGUUGGUGGAAUGACGUGUCCACCCCAGCAGUUAUGUCAUCAAGACGUGAUCAUAGACGCAACAAACAGACCAGGCCAGUUGGAUGACAGGCCAGUUGGCAAAGUGAAAGGCGUGCCGAGGACUUCGACUGAUGAGGUUGGCUCAGAAACACAAGUUGUUUUGACUACUCCUGAGUCUGGACCACCAGCAUUUGUCCAUUGCGAGGGGGAGCAGUAUCCCCGCCGCACAGCUUUUGAGGUGCCUGGCCUCAUUCCUCAAGAAGAGGAGAUAAGGGCACCAGCUGUAAGGGACAGAUCAAGGAGAGGAUGGCCACACAACAGCCAUCAGCAAUCUCCCCGGGCUGCUGAUACACCUGUACCUGGAUGGUUGUCGCAUCACAAGAAGAGACGCAGAGAUGAUGCAGCCAAGCCAGGGGACAGAGUGCCUGAGCAGUCUUCUUACGCUGUUGAGCAGGCAUUUGAGAGAGGUCGUACUACGAGUUUCAAAGACAGAGCUGGAAUAAAGAACCACACCACAGACUGGGCAAGAAUGGGCAGAUAUCAUAGCUGUCCCCCCGUAUGCUUUGUUCAGCCCUACAAGGAUCAGAAGGACUCAGUGUCAUCCAGCAGGACUUCCAGUAGUGACCACCAACCACAGAGAGAUCGCAACAGGGUGGUAGAGACCCGACAGCGAAACAACCGUCAAGAACCAAGAAUCCGAGUGCUGGACAAUGCCCAGCAGUUUUUGGCGUAUAUAAGGACAUCUCCAACACCCGUGGAGCAGAUAGCAUACAGCAUUCGGGAAACGGUUUUCCAGGAGGUUGUCCUGACAGCCUUCACCCUGUGGUACCCUGGCGGGGACAUCAUUCCACAGGGGACCCUCCUGGGGGGUGAGGAUGUUACAGUCCUGGUCGUCCCUGCAGAGUCACCCCAGCCAGGGCAGUGGAGGAUUGUCAAUAACAUGUAA